Rhagoletis pomonella (apple maggot) is the source of this 1431-nucleotide messenger RNA. RefSeq lists its product as uncharacterized. The transcript is spliced from 3 exons. Lineage: Eukaryota; Metazoa; Arthropoda; Insecta; Diptera; Tephritidae. Bases 256 to 924 code for a protein of 222 amino acids. The record is from RefSeq and is a predicted model, not a curated record.
UAAUAAAUUUCUUUAUUCGUGUAUUGGCCUCUGACGAGCGUUGACGCGGUGUUUGGUGUGCGUGAAGUGGUUUUUUCGGUGAAACGUGUUUAAAUACAUUUUAUUCCUGUUUGUUUAGUUACUCUUCUUAAAAAGCAACUUCUCCGCUAUUUAUUGCGCAAAAAAUGUUUUAACACUUUAUUAGCGUUAAAGAAAUUACAAAGAUCUCAAACAACCAGCUACAAUACCUGCAGAAACAAAUAUAAAAACACAACCAUGUAUUUACCAUGCCAUUUGUCUUGGCUGGUGGUAGUUUUCCUUCUAUUCUUCGCCACACCACCGCCCGCCGAUGCCGUUAUAGAGGAUGUACUUGAUAUUAUUCAUGUGGUGAAAGAAGUUACUGUUGGUGUACUAAAGGCAUGGGACAUUGUUCAACAAUCACAAAUCGCUCAAAGCAUCGAGUUACCUUUGAUGCGCGAAAAACAACGUAAAGUUUUGAAACGCUUGAAGGAAAUGAGCCGUCAAAUAGACCAGGCAGAACAAAAGUAUGCUGAAAACGUCGCUUUGGCUGUUGAAUCUGUGACUGCAUUUAUGAAUAGUAAUGCACCGCUUAUGGCCAAAAUGAAUGAUAUCCACGAUACGAUGAACCGCAUAUCCUCGCGUUUCCAGCAAAUGCAGAAGUACGAGGAGUAUCAGGACAAACUUGAAGCCAGCACUCUGAUUACCUUCGCCGAAUGGGCAGUGUCGCCCAAUGCGCACUCGGUACAUCAUUUGAUGGAUCGCUUGCAUUUAAUAUUACUUGGCCCAGAAGAAAAGGAGAACACAACAGCAAAUAUGUUGUCCAUGCUGGCAAUAUCUUACGAGCUUUGCAUACUGAACAAAACAGACAAAGUGGCUCGUCACAGCGCGGCAGCACACAAUUGUUUUAAAAUUAAACAAAAGUAAAGAACCAAUCUACUUCCAUUUGGAUCGCGUAAUACUAAGCAUUUCUACAUAGAAGAGAGUUAAAUUAGCAUUGUCAUUUCAGUAGAGCUUCGAUAUAUUUUACUUUUCUGCUGAAAACAGCAUAAAAUAAGAAAUUUUCAAAGUGAUAAACGAAUUUCCGUGUCGAACAGAGGUGGUUGUGCAUGCCAAAACGAAAGCGCAUCAGACGUCAUAAACACAGAAUAAGUGUUUGUGUGUGAAACGGAGGAGAAAACAAAGACUUGAAAUUAUUGAAUUGCGAUGAGAUUUCGUUUAUCCAACAGACAAUAAGCUACACAAUCAGACGUGUUUGCACGUACAUAAAAUGUGCAUAAAAAUGUCGAAUCGUAAUAAAGUUUAGUCCAACUGUAUACAUUUCACGCAAACGGCUUACAGCAUACAGCUUUUUUUUUUUACAAAUCUAAUAUAAAACCUAUGCUCGAGGUCAAAAAAGACAUUUUCAUCUCUUGUGGUGAUAACAAAUAAUAA